Messenger RNA from Varroa destructor (honeybee mite), 3867 nucleotides. Its product is annotated as osmotic avoidance abnormal protein 3-like. The record is from RefSeq and is a predicted model, not a curated record. Gene Ontology annotation, biological process: microtubule-based movement. Lineage: Eukaryota; Metazoa; Arthropoda; Arachnida; Mesostigmata; Varroidae. Gene Ontology annotation, molecular function: ATP binding; microtubule motor activity; microtubule binding.
UUCGACAAUAAAUACAAACAAAUCGUUGUUAAUUGGAUUUUUAACGCGAUAAUGAUUACUUGGCGUUUUAUAAACGCCAUAUAAAUCUCUUAAUACAGUUUGAAUUUUGCGGAUAUACGUGCAUAAAAGCGAAAGUUUCCAAUGGAGAGUGUAAAAGUGAUGGUUAGGUGCCGUCCGAUGAACCAACGCGAAAAGACGUUGAAAUGCCGAGAAAUCGUUUGUAUUGACUGUGCCAACGCGCAUUGCACACUGAUCAAUCCCGCAGAGCCUAACGCUCCCCCGAAAUGCUUCACAUUUGAUGGGGCCUACGGCGAUAAUUCCUCAACGGAACAGAUUUACAAUGACAUUGUCUUCUCUAUUGUUGAGUCCGUCACCGAAGGCUAUAAUGGGACAGUAUUUGCUUACGGACAAACCGGCUGUGGCAAGUCGUUCUCGAUGCAAGGCGUCUCCAACCCCACUUCACAGAGGGGCAUCAUUCCUCGUUCUUUUGAACAUAUCUUCGAAGCAACUGCUGCUGCUACCGAUACGAAGUACCUUGUGAAUGCGUCCUACCUCGAGAUAUACAACGAGGAAAUAAGAGAUCUGUUAGCUUCUGACUCAAAGAAGAAGUACGACAUAAAAGAGAAUCCUGAGACCGGUGUUUAUAUUCCAGGCUUGUCACUUCAUACGGUCAACAGCGUGACCGAAUGCGAGGCAGUCAUGGAACAGGGUUGGAAGAAUCGUACGGUAGGCGCGACUCUGAUGAACGCCGAUUCCUCUCGUUCGCACUCGAUAUUCACUAUUCACGUGGAACAAAUGGAGACCGGCAGGGGCAAACACAUUCGAAAGGGCAAGCUGAAUCUAGUUGAUCUAGCUGGCAGUGAGCGUCAAUGCAAAACGGGAGCAACAGGAAAUCGACUUAAGGAGGCGACGAAAAUCAAUCUCAGCCUUAGCGCGCUUGGAAACGUAAUAUCCGCUCUUGUCGACGGCAAGGCUAAACACAUCCCUUACAGAGACUCAAAGCUAACGCGCCUUCUGCAGGACUCGUUGGGAGGUAACACAAAGACCCUGAUGGUCGCUUGCCUUUCACCCGCAGACAACAACUAUGACGAAACCCUGAGCACUCUACGAUAUGCGAAUCGUGCCAAAAAUAUCAAGAACAAGCCUAAGGUCAAUGAAGAUCCGAAGGACGCCUUGUUGCGUGAGUACAAAGAAGAGCUCGAACGACUCAAGAAACUCCUCAUCGAUCAGGUCUCGGGAAAUCCUCCUCCGGCACCACUCCAAUCUCGGGAGAACCUGUUAGGUCGUACACAGAUGAAUAAGGAUAUGAGCGCUUUUAUGGAUGCCAGCAAAGCCAAUGAUGAACAUGUAACGCUGCAAAUAGAAGAUCUGCGUCAACGUUUCGAGCAAGAAAAACGUGCGAAAAACAAGUUGAUAGAAGACAUGAACCAGCUUAGAGAAUUCUAUGAACGUAAACUACAACAGCAGAAAGACGAUCCCAAUGCAGCAGUUAUAGAUGGUGAUCGAGACAGUCCUGAAAUCAAACACCUUAUCCAGGAUGCUACCAAUGUCAAGAUUGAAGAUGAACCCGCACUAAUGGAACAGAUGCAAACGACGGCUCUACAGCGACUGCAAGAACUUCAAAGGAAAAUCGUUGGCGGGGAAAAGGCCGAUGACCAGGAACUCAGACGAAAACGAGAGAAACGCAAAAACUAUGCUGAGAGACGGAUUCGUGCAAUGGCGGAAGUGUUAGCCAAAAUUGACGGCAGCGAUGAGAAUAUGCCGGACUAUGAAGAUAUGAACGCCCAACUAGAGCAUAAGACAUUGGUGUUGAAACGAGCAAAAAAAAAAAUACAGAGCCUUGAGACGGAAAUUAAGGAUCUCCAGGAGGAGUUUGAACGCGAACGCACCGAUUACUUAGACACCAUUCGUCGGCAAGAGAAGGCUCUAAAGCUGCAGGCACGCAUCCUUGACAAGGUUCAAGGCGUAAUUCGACGAGAUUGUAAUUAUACCAAUCUAGAACAGAUUCGGUCACAGGCACGUUGGGACGAGGAUCUACAAAACUGGCUACUACCAGAUGUCAAUAUUGAAAAUAUACGCUUGCCCCUAGCCAACGGCAACGUUAAUACUCUCAACGGUGGUAAUAACGACGCUACGAACACUCUACGGGAAGAUAACAAUUCAACGAGUAGCCACUGUAGCGGGGGGCGUAAAGGGGGCAGCUCAACGAGAUCUUUGAAGGGGAGCCUGACGAACGGCUGGCUUGACGGUUUCUACAGUUCUCCUAACGAACAAACCCCCCAUAUCAAAAACGGUCAUCUCUUCUUCAGCAACGGUAGCAGUAGCAGCAUCGUUGCUAAUGCAAAUCCACACGACUCGAAUAAUAAUCAGGUUGUAAGUAACACUACAGCACAAGGUCGGGUAGACGGGAUGUCUGUUCUGAGUGCGAAACAGCAAUUGAAUGACGAUAAUCUGGAAAUACAAAUAAAUGGUAAAAAUGUAUCGCCUACGGUCAGUGCUCAGGGGCUGUUUGCGGCGGCGGUUGUGGCCGCCCGUAGCCGUUCGCUGCCGAAUAAAAAGAACGGAUCUGGUACGAUAAGUCCAGAUAGCGGAUUCCUUGUACGACGACCAGCUAGGUUAGAAUCGCUCGGAGCGAAUGGGGAAGAGUUGACCUUGGCCGAUCCCCCAACAGGUCCAAGAGGACGUCGCAGGUCGCGAACGUACGAAGACCUCCUGGACGCCUGGCCAGCCGUUUAACGGCAUAACAUUGCCGCGAUAUUACGACACGACACAAUCACGUCUCAUCAUCGUAUAUAAACAACUAGCAUUAAUUCUAUUCUCAGUAUUCUGUUGUGAAGCAACGAGGUUCCAAAGACGAAAGGUCCAUAAUAAGCGUCAGCAACACAAAUUCGUAUACAUUGAUUGCAAUGAAAGUAAAAAUAUAUUUUAAACUUCCGUCAGCCUAACAGCAGGGUUUAGAGGACGAAAGAAGCUUUCUACAUUUUUGGACGAAGGAGGGCUUCACCGAUGCCGUUAUAGGAAAGCUAAUCUGUUGGAAUAGCGACACAACGAUGUUAACUGUUAUUACAAAUAUCGGUGUUCUUCUUGCUAUUAAGCUAUUGCAUUUUAAAGCGAAUUCUAUACAAAUUAAAUUGUAUAUUAUAGAUUCUAUUCUAUUACAACCCUCGCUAGAGUAAAAAUUAUGCCAGUCCGUAUCUUUUGUCAAGGAAGGCUCAAACACAGAGAGGUGACGAAAGCGACAUACCGUGUCGUAAUGCGCCCAGGCAGGAAGGCAGGCGCUUUUAAGGAUUCGGGGAAGACUACGCUGGUCAUGGGGGAACUAUUGACACGCCGAAGCCGGUAACAACGAACAACAGUAAUUAAUAACACGCAGCAACAUAACAAGAAAGCUUUUGAAGCACAAAUUAUCUGUAGAUGAUUAGCACAAUACAAUUGUUGGCCGAGAAAUUUUGAUAAAUAAAAGCUGAAGUGCCGUGUGUUUAUCCUUGAAGACUGUCGAUAUGCUCGUGCUUCAGCAACAGUAAGCGACAUCGACAGACCCCGACCAUUUCUCGGAGAACUAUGCAGAGUUCAGCGGUGUAUUAUUGACAGGAAAUAAGAGCAAGCAAAUUGCAUGAGAACAUAGGGGGCCGUAGUUUCUUAUUGCGUACCCUUUAGCUUCAGUUUAUGUAAAACGGUAUAACGAAAUAGCGAGUGGAUGAAUAGAAUAGGACAGCGGCGGCAGUAGAAAAAACUUGUUCGUUAGAAUCAAAUUGGUGCUACAAGAAGCCCUUUGCAAACGUAAGGAUUAUUAUUACUUGGGAUGAUGGCUUUGAGCAAUGCAUUGGCGAAACUCGAUAAUUUAUAUUUGUUGACCAAUGAACUAGA